Messenger RNA from Nanorana parkeri, 1596 nucleotides. RefSeq names its product leucine rich repeat containing 14 (gene LRRC14). Gene Ontology annotation, molecular function: protein binding. Bases 46 to 1569 code for a protein of 507 amino acids. The record is from RefSeq and is a predicted model, not a curated record. Gene Ontology annotation, cellular component: cytoplasm. The transcript has 4 exons. NCBI's taxonomy places the organism in Eukaryota, Metazoa, Chordata, Amphibia, Anura, Dicroglossidae.
GGUCAUGUGACUGACUGCGGGGGACGGAGAUGUCGGGGUGGAACCAUGCUGUCUCUGGUAUGUGUGUGCGCACAGAAGGUGGUGAGUGACCAUGCCUCCCUCCUCCGGACGUUGGACUCCAUUCCCCGUGAGCUCUACCCAACGCUCUUCACUGCCGCCUUCCUGGGGAGGAAGACUCUGGUCCUGCAGGACCUGGUGCAGCGAUGGCCCUUCACCAUCCUCAGCUUCCAGGAGCUGCUACGAGGCGACAAUGGCCAGCUCCACCAUAACCCUAGCCGGAUGUCCACUCAGACUGUCAUUCUGGGUGUCAUGGCUUACCUGAGUGACGCGCUGAGCCGAGAGAAUGGGGCGGAGAGGGGGCGUCGUUUGCGUCUCCUGGACAUGACGGGUGCCCAUGACGCAGUCCCGGAACAAGGCCCCGACUCGAUGAGCCUGUGGUCACGCACGGUGACGCUGGCCAAGGCGUGUAUCAAGCUCUCCAAGAGAUGCCGCCACAAAGCCACACAAGCGGCAAAAAGGCGGCGCGGACACGAAGAUUCUGCGCUGGCCCCUCCUGCUUCCCUCGACUCCGUUUACGUGGAGGUGCGAGUGGACCUUUUCGUGAACAGCACUUCAUACUCCGUCCUGCAGGAGGCUGUCCAGGUCAGCGCGCGUGGGCCCCUGCGUCUGCGGUGCCGUGACCUGCGGGCCGAGGAGCUGUCCCUGCGGAACACAGUGGAGCUGCUGGAGCUCCUGGACCCGGCAGGGCUGCGCCAGAUCGACCUGCGCUUCAAUAACCUCGGCCUGGGUGGCCUCAACGCCCUUCUGCCCACCAUGGUGAAAUUCAGCUCCCUGCGCAGCCUCAAACUGCCGUACAGCAACAUCGACGUCCGACGCCUGACUUCCGACACGGAGGACGCCAUGAGGAAAUUCGCCACGCUCAUCGGGCAGCUGAGAUCCCUGAAGGAGUUGAAUCUCGGAUCCUCCCGCCUCUCCGGGCACCUGCGACAGCUGCUGGGGGGCAUCCAAGAGCCACUGGAGAGUUUGGAAUUGGCGUUCUGUUUCCUCCUCCCGGCAGAUUUGUAUUAUUUGUCCCAGAGCCCCCACGCCGCGACCCUGAAGAAGGUGGACCUGAGUGGGAACAACCUGUCGGAGCUCCUCCUCCCCCCCUUCCAGCAGCUGCUGGCUGCCGUCUCCUCCUCCCUGCUCCAUCUGGACGUCAUGGAGUGCAAGCUGAACGACUCCGCCCUGUCGGCGCUGGUGCCCGCCCUCUGCCGCUGCUCCCGCUUGCAGCACCUCGGACUCUGCUGUAAUCCGCUAUCCUCCCAGGGACUGAGGACUCUCCUCCAGAACUGCGCGUGGCUCCGGGAGCUCCGGCUGGUGGUCUACCCGUGCCCGGUGGACUGUUACAGCGAUGUGGCGGACUGGGUGGCUUCUCGCGGCUCUCCGCCGCACAGCUUCGUCGGCCAGGAGAAGCUUGCACUGUUCUCGGCGGAGCUGCAGGUGAUGUUGGCGAGGGCGGAGCGGACGGACAUCGUGUGGACGAUGGAUAUGCGCGUUCACCGAAACCUGGACUACCUGAGCCUAUAGUGCCGAAAGUCACCGGAAUAGGGACUU